Messenger RNA from Zea mays, 2842 nucleotides. Its product is annotated as Trypsin family protein. The record is from RefSeq and is a predicted model, not a curated record. Lineage: Eukaryota; Viridiplantae; Streptophyta; Magnoliopsida; Poales; Poaceae. The transcript is spliced from 8 exons. Bases 548 to 2293 code for a protein of 581 amino acids.
UUUCCCUCCCUGCUCUUCCAGUCUUGUUGACUCUUGAGUCUUCCACCUUCCUCCUCCCGUCUCGUCUCCAACGGUGUGCUUCUUCCUCCGGACGCCUCGCUCGUCCGACCGCUUUACCUCCCUCCUCCGGCGAGCUCCCUCCGCUGUUCCUGGUGUGUCUACGCGCCAGCUCCUCCUCUUGUCGAUUUUGGGCGCGCUCCCCUCCGCCGCCGGGCUGUGCUGCGCGGACGCGGUUCGUGGAUUCGGCAGAAGGAUCUGCACCGUCCUCGCCGCCGAUAUGCAGGAGCACUAGCAAAGCGGCUUCGCCAUCCCUCCGGAGUCCGGAGCAGCCAGGUAAGCUCAUCAAUCGUUCCUCCUUAGAUACAUUCCCAUUAUAUAUCAUGUGCCGAGUGCCCUCCAAGAUGGUUUACUACAGUAAUAUAGUUGUGCAUCAAUUCUAAAACAGAGUUGAUACCUUUUUUCCAUCUUCAAGGUUCUGCUCUCUCAUGCCGCAGUUUUACAACGUUGAAGGCUUAAAAAUUCUACAGAACUAGAUGAUACUUGCAUAAUGCAGCCCUCAGAUAUUUGGAAGGCGCAUGCUGGUUCAUCACAGUCAGAGGCUUCGGGUCUGGAUAUGGAGAGGAACGGAUGCAAUCAUAAUUGCUGUCCAUCUCCUCUCCAGCCAAUUGCUUCAGCUGGUCAGCACUCUGAAAGCAGCGCUGCAUACUUUUCUUGGCCUACAUCUACUCUAAUGCACGGCUCAGCUGAAGGCCGUGCUAAUUACUUUGGGAAUCUACAGAAGGGUGUACUACCAGGACAUCUUGGUCGCUUGCCAAAUGGCCAGCAAGCCACCACCUUACUUGAUUUAAUGAUUAUAAGAGCAUUCCACAGCAAGAUUCUCCGCCGGUUUAGUCUUGGUACAGCAAUAGGCUUUAGAAUCAGGAAAGGAACAUUGACUGACACACCUGCCAUCCUUGUGUUUGUUGCUCGAAAGGUUCACAGGAAGUGGCUCAGCCCUACUCAAUGUCUUCCAGGUGCCCUUGAGGGACCUGGGGGUGUGUGGUGUGAUGUUGAUGUUGUUGAAUUUUCUUAUUAUGGUGCACCAGCCCCAACACCGAAGGAACAACUUUAUGAUGAGCUUGUUGAUGGAUUGCGUGGUAGCGACCCUAGUAUAGGCUCAGGUUCACAGGUGGCUAGUCUUGAGACCUAUGGGACUUUGGGUGCCAUUGUGAAGAGUCGAACUGGCAACAAGCAAGUUGGGUUCCUUACAAACAGGCAUGUUGCGGUUGAUCUGGAUUAUCCCAACCAGAAGAUGUUCCAUCCGUUGCCUCCUAAUCUUGGACCUGGAGUUUACCUAGGUGCUGUUGAGAGAGCAACAUCAUUUAUAACAGAUGAUGUUUGGUACGGGAUAUAUGCAGGAACAAACCCAGAAACUUUUGUCCGAGCUGAUGGUGCAUUUAUACCGUUUGCUGAUGACUUUGAAAUUGCUAGUGUCAGCACCUCCGUUAAAGGAGUUGGAGUCAUUGGUAAUGUAAAGGCAAUUGACUUGCAAUCCCCAAUUGGCAGUCUCAUUGGGAGACAAGUUGUCAAAGUUGGAAGAAGUUCUGGUAUGACAACUGGGACUGUUGUCGCAUACGCACUUGAGUACAAUGAUGAGAAGGGAAUAUGUUUCUUCACUGACUUUCUUGUCGUUGGGGAGAACCAACAAACAUUUGAUCUUGAAGGGGACAGUGGAAGCCUCAUAAUCUUAACAGGACAAGACGGUGAGAAGCCGCAACCUAUAGGAAUUAUAUGGGGUGGUACAGCUAACCGGGGAAGGUUGAAACUUAAAAGUGGCCAGGGUCCGGAGAACUGGACAAGUGGAGUUGAUCUUGGCCGCCUUCUUGAUCUCUUGGAGCUAGAUCUGAUCACAACAAGUGAAGGGCUACAAGCUGCCUUGGAAGAACAAAGGAUUACUCUAGCUGCCGCUGCGGCUGCAGCCACUAAUUCAACUGCCACAGAAUCGUCACCUGUUGCUGGCCCUCAAGAGGAUGAUAAAAUCGACAAAAUCUAUGAGCCUCUCGGCAUUAACAUCAUUCCUCGAGACGGUUCUGCCAUAUCAACGGACCAACCCAACGAGGAUGUGGAAGAGCUAAACCUGAUGUCUCCAAUGCGCAAUGGUGAAGAAGGCAACGGUGACUUCAAUAACUUGAUGGACUUGGAAUCGGAAAAUUCACCUGAUGGUAUUUCUAUUGCUCUGAACCUGGGAGAGCGGGAGCCAGAAAGACUCCGCUCUGUUUCUGAUUCGAUGCUGGACAUAGACUUGCAGAAAUGAGGCUGCCCGCUGCUAUGCUGCAGACGUAUUGCAGGAGGCUCCGUAUCAUUCAGCUUUUUUUAUCGAUCAUUGCAGGUAUGGCCACAAAGGAAAUAAUCUGUUUCUAGGCGACUGGACCGGUUGUUCUGCUUGAAACCCGGUCUGGGUUAAGCUGUGAAGCUCCUGCAGCCGCUUGCUCCUGCAGUUUUGCGUCAAGUGUCUACCAACUCUAGCAUAUGUAGUGCUGCGUAAGAUGUCGGCACCUCAGAUAGACAGAGGCGCCAUAUUUCUUGCUCAUGUAAUGUUAUUUGUUGUAUGCUCGUUUGUAUGUACUGCAUGAAGCAUUGUAAAAUUGAGCAACAGCAACCAGAGCUCGAGAAUCUUAGGCGCAACCAACCAACCCCGUAUCGAUGAAUUGACAAUAAAGCUGAAUAUUUUAGGUGUUUAGAAAGUAUUUUCUCUUAGAUUUUUGGGGAGAUUAGGAUACAAACUCUCUGAUUCAAGCAGCCCCUAGGUGUUGUCCUGACCUGCUUGAUCAAACGACCUGCUGGCUAAAGUUUGGACAGAGUA